Topomyia yanbarensis is the source of this 6622-nucleotide messenger RNA. Its product is annotated as eukaryotic translation initiation factor 4 gamma 1-like. The coding region runs from base 501 to 6488 and encodes 1995 amino acids. The transcript is spliced from 3 exons. NCBI's taxonomy places the organism in Eukaryota, Metazoa, Arthropoda, Insecta, Diptera, Culicidae. The record is from RefSeq and is a predicted model, not a curated record. Gene Ontology annotation, cellular component: eukaryotic translation initiation factor 4F complex. Gene Ontology annotation, molecular function: protein binding; translation initiation factor activity; mRNA binding.
AUUUUACGUAACCAAAUCGAUAGGCUGGCAUGACGUCACAAUCUGUCAAAGUUUGUUCCACGGCCUAAUUUUUUCCUUUAUUCCGCGAUGAGUUUGUCGUAAAGAGAUUUUCGGAUCGAGAAAAUACAGAAAAACAAGCGUGAAACCGUAACCAAAGUGUGCAGAAAACUAUCCGCCAGCUGAAAGCAGUUGGUGCAGCUGGAAAAUCCGGCGAAUUCGAGCUGGAAAGCACGUCUUGAGCUCUGCUGACAGAUUCGGAGCUAACCUAUAUUUUUCGAGGCAGUUCGAGUUUUUUUUUUGUAGUAUUUUCUCUCGCUCGCAUACUCAGCAGAAACUCUGCUGGCACUUAUGUGCUGCGUGGAGAGGAAUUAUAAUUGAUGAUUCAAUGCGAUGUGGAAAACUGAUUUAGACAUGCACUUAUUCGAGUAUUGAACAGCCCGGAAGGUGCGGACAAUUAUGAUUGAUUUGGUGUGACGUCAAAUUUUCCGAAUCAAGAAAGUAUGCAGAGCGGAGGAGGACCAUUGCCGCCGGGUGGUAUUCGGGUGGUGCCGUCAGGAACACCGACCUCCCAGCAGCAGUCCGAUAUGCAAAAGAUACAGUCUCAACCUUCGAUGAUGACCCAACAGUAUCCGCAGCAGAACGUGUUCCGACCGGGUGGUGCGAAUCAGGUACCGCGUGCGACGCGCCCCAUGAUGCCGACGUUUCACCCGACACCGACGUAUUUAGCGACGCCCAUGUAUCCCGUGCAGUACAAUCGAAUGCCAUGGGCAAACUACGGGUCAUUGCCAAACUAUCAGCAGCCGUACUACCAUCUUAUUCCCAAUCACCACCAGCAAAACCGACGUAAUCCGGGCGCUGAAAACAAUUUAGUUAAUACUAUGCAACAGGUUCAGCUAUCGCAGCCGCAUCCGACUCAACAAUCUUCGCCAAUGGCUGUGCCGCAUGAUCUACUACAAAUGCAAAUACACCAACAGCAACAUCAGCAGCAGCAGCAGCAGCAACAACAACAACAGCAGCAGCAGCAACAACAAGCAUCCCAACAGGUAACCGGAGGUGGUCAAGCGCAAAUGGAUCAACUUCAGCAAAAUCCUGCUCAAGUCAGUGUCGGAGGACCUCAGCCACCGCACGCUAUGUUGACAACAUUACAACUUCCUCAUCUAGCCCCGAUCAGAUCAGUUCCGACGGGGGAUACAAUGAAGAAGAAACGUUCUUUUGCUAUUCCGAUCAUCGAUCCGAAUACGCAGGAGGAUGUGCUGGAAAAAAUCUACAAUAAUCCAACUCCACCGACAUCAACGCCAUCGUCGGUAUCCAGCGCUGGCCCUCCGCCACAAUCAACAGGAUUAUCAACGGCAUCCGGAGUAACUGUAGCUGGUUCAGCAGUAGCACCGACAUCGUCUUAUAACACUAUUCCUCCUAAUGUACCCCAAGUUCCACUAAACGCAGCAGUUGAGUCCGACUAUGAUAAUUACACAACUCAUCCUCAGCAGGGCACUUCGGAUCUGUCAGGACCGACCGGUCUGGGACUGAUGCAGCAUCAUCAACCGCCACCACAUCUACAACAUCCGCCACCACCACCGAAUCAUCCUCCACCGCAUGUUCAUACGGGCCAUUCCCAUCAUCAGCAGCAGCUGCAACAACACGACAUGGGUCGAUUACAAAGCGCAGCUCAGCACGAAUCCAUUUACCCGGGAACGAUCAAGAUGAUGAAUCCGCCACCACAUCAUUCUCAUCAUUCAACCGCGGAAAUGACUCCUGGAGGAACACCCGUGGUAUCUGCGAUUGCCGAUGGUCCUUCGGUUGAAAUUAAACCCUAUAUGAAAAAGAAAAAGCCCAGCAACGAAGUGAUCAUUCAGCAGUCGCAUACGCAUCAACAUCAGCCUCACAAUCAACAACAGCAGCAGCAGCAACAACAUUCAGUUCAGUCUCUUCCAAUUAGUCAACAGUCGCUGCAUCUCCAACAUCAACAACCAGUAGCAACAGUUCUGGUGAGUGAACCCGUCGUACACAUUCCGUCGUACAACAUCAGAGCAGAGCGAACCAUUUCGGAGAAAUCGAUUGCUGAAUCAACCCUAUCGACGGAUGCGGAACCGUUUGUGUACACCGGUCCAAGCAGCCUUACUAAUCAACCACCACAACAAUCGGCGAUGUUGGUUCGUAUGGAAGAAAUGACCCAUCCACCACCGCUGGCUGCCAUCGUCGUACCGGAAAUGGUGGUUCCCUUCGUACCAGCAGUAACCGGACCAGUUCCAAUAUCGACUGUACUAAUGGAACAACACCACCCGCAACAUGAGACUGUUAUUUCCACUCCGCUCAAACCGAUAGAGGUGGAAAAGGUGGUGGUUGUUUCUCAGAUGGAACCCACAAGGGCACCAUCGGUGGCCCAAGAUAGUAACAACAAAGCAGUAGACAUUUUGGCAGCAACGGUGGAGAAAAUUAGCUUAGAAGAUAAUAAUAACAGUAGCAGUGGAACCAGCUCGAACCAAACUGGUCACAAUAGUAGCAACAAGAAGAAGCAUAACAAGAAGCGGAGUGAGGAACUGCUGGGUGCUAGUGAGACUGGCAGCAGCAAAGCUCCUGCAACAGUAGCAGUGGUGGUAGAACCGGUGGUGCCGGCGAUCGAUGAAACUGAUCGAUCGAUUGUUUCGACGGCGGUGGAAACAUCCCAACAGCAUCAACAACCGCCGUCGUUAAUUAGUAAUUUAGUGGAACAUAAUACUAGUAAGUUAGAUAAUGAUAACAUAAUUAAUAAUAAUAAUGUGGAUUGCACCAGUACUACGAUUACAACAACUACCGAUAAUACGACAGACAGCAACAACGCAUCAUCGCCGAUGGAAAACGCUAAACAACAACAACAGAAAUCGCUCGAUUCCCGACAGCACACCCCCGCAAAGGCGGAUGAGGAGAAUAAUGUCCCUCAAAUGUUAACUCAACCGCCACCACCAAUUCAACAACAAGAGUUUGACGCCAAUAAAAAUGUCGUCAGCAGUGACGUGGAAAGUAUGAAACCCGUCGAAACAGUACUAGAACCGGCGACGACGGUGGAUAGUGAGCAGCAACAGCAGGCCCUAGUGGCACCGACAAACGAACCAACAGUUAAACCAAUUCUGCCGGUUAUCAAAAAAUCUCGCUCGAUCACCCGGAUCGAGUACGAUCCGGACCAGUGGAGUCCGGAAAAUCCAUCGGGAAAGAAGAAAUAUUCCCGCGAUCAGCUUAUGCAGCUUAAGCAUGCUGCUCCGGCAUUUGAAAAGCCGGUCACUCUUCCGAUUAACUUGGAGAAUCUUAUAACCAGAACAAACCACGGUGGCGGAGGUGGUGGUCACCCCAUGGGAGGUGGCAAUCAAUAUGGAAAGGCCAAUUUUACCGAAAUGUUGCUUCCGACUUUUAUCAAAAUGUGCGGCGGUGUUGGUGGUGGUGGAGGAGGUGGUGGCGGAAACAUGGGUCAAAUGCGGCAACCAUAUCCGGUGAAGCGUACCUCUCAACAGGGCAAUCAGGGCCCAUCCGGUUCACAGUCUAAUAAACAAUCGCAGCAGAGCAUGAGUAAAACCGGAUCGAAGAUCAUUCGCCUGCAGCUUGACGAAGAAGUUAAGCUAAACGAGUGUGCGAAUGCGUGGCGUCCAAGACACUUGCAGUCCACCGAAAAUCUGGACGAAGCUGAACGUGGCACACAGGAACUGUACAAAAAAUUCCGCUCGGUGCUGAACAAGCUAACGCCGGACAAUUUCGAUAAACUGGUGCAGCAGGUCAAAACGUACGUCAUCGAUACGGAGGAACGGUUAGCCGGUUGUAUCAAGCUCGUCUUUGAAAAGGCCAUUUCCGAGCCGAACUUCUCCGAGGCCUAUGCUAAGAUGUGUAAAGAAAUCGGCACGAUUGCCGUGCUGGCCGACAACGACAAAGAGACUAGUUUCCGGACGCGUUUGCUAUGGCAGUGUCAAUCGGAAUUCGAAGCACGACGGAAUGAUCAAACUAUGGCCAAAAAGGAGAACCGCCUGAAGCUGGAAACAAACAAGGGUCUCGCCAAAGAACAACUCGAGGAGCUGCGCGCACAGCUGGAAGAGGAUGAACAGAGGGUUCGAAGAAGAGCCGUCGGAACAGUCCGAUUCAUCGGUGAACUGUUCAAACACGGUCAGUUGGCGUCGAAAAUUAUGCACAGCUGCAUCAAGCUUCUGCUGAUGACCGAAGACAAAAACUACGACGAAGAAACGCUCGAGUGUGUCUGCAAACUGUUGACCACAAUCGGCUCGAAGAUGGAAGACGAACACAAACAGGAACUGGGCAAGUAUUUUGAGAAGAUGGGCGAAAUUGUCAAAUACAGAGAUCAGUACAACAUAAGCAGCCGAAUUCGGUUCAUGCUGCAGGACGUGAUCGAUUUGCGUCGAAACCGAUGGCAACCACGCCGAACGGACCUCAAUCCGAAAACAAUGAACCAAAUCCAGAAGGAAGCUGAAACCGAACAGCUUCAAAUGAACAUGAGCUUCAUGAACCGAAACAAAGAUAGUGGCUAUUCGAGUGAUAUGGGUCGAGGAAACCGGGGCAAUAUGCAAGGAGGGCAAGGCUCCAAGAUGGGUUCCGGAUUCAAUCAAGGUUCACUGGGACGUGGCGGAAAUCAGGGUUCCAUGAAGAGUGGGCGAAUGCAGACGGAUGAUGACGGUUUCCAGCAAAUCUCCAAUCGAAACAAUCGCUCACUGCCGAUUGAUCCGAAAAAGAUCAACAUUCCGAGCACUGUCGACAUGACGGCCAGACUCGGAGCGGCUACCAAUUAUCAGAACUGGAAGAACACUAGCAACAUGUAUGCAGCGCUAAACAGCGAAGAAAACCAGCAGGGAGGUGGUGUCAUGAUGGAUCGCGACAGUGAUCGUGAUCGAGAUCGAAGCGGAAGUAAUCGAGAUCGUGAUCGCGAUCGUAACCAGCGUGAUUGGGAACGUGACCGUGAUCGUGAGCGCAGUGUAGGUCACAACAAAAACUCCGGUGGUAAAGACUCGUAUCACCACAACAAAGGAUCGAUGGAACGAGACCGGUUCAAUCGGUACGGCGGCAGCAAUAGUCAGAACGAUGAUCGUAUGGGUCGUUCGUCCCGGGAAUCGUCGUCGGGUAGCAUGAGACCGAUGAGUGGUCAACAGCACAGCAACAGCCAAAUGCAUGAUCGAGACAGAGAUCGUGAUCGGGAUCGUAAUAUGGGCAAAAUGCCUCCUCCACAGCAACAGCAACCAUUGCCAGGUCGAUCCUCCCAGCAGCGACAUAUUCCAACACAAUCCAAUCAACAGCAGUCAUCAUCGCAAUCAGGUCAGCAGGGUCGGUCAAGUGGUUUACCGUCAGCCCUCUCAAAAUCUGGCUCCGGUCAGCUAUAUCUGGCACCACCCCAGCAACAGCUGCCAGCAUUCGCCAUUCCAAAGGACGCCACGGUGCGAAGAAACUUCCUCCCACCGGACAAGGAAACCGAAACGAUGCUGGCCAAGUUCUCCAAAACCAUCAACAUCGAAAUGGUUGACGAGGAUAUUGAAUUCAGUUUGGACCUGCUGCAGCAAAUCAAUCCCGAGUACUACCAUGCCGCCGUCAGCCAACUGUUCUCGGAUAACAUUGAUCGAGACAUCAAAUGGCGCUCGAUAGUCGUCCGGACAAUUAACCAGAUGUUCGAGGCUAAACUGAUCACCAAAGCGGACUAUCUGUACGCUCUGGAGGAGCUAUUCAAGAUCGCAGAAGAUUUAAUCAUUGAUCUACCUCAGCUGUACAAGUACAUGGCCACGUUCUACGUGCCGUUGCUUCACAAUCGCCACAUUACCCUGUCAGAUAUCCGAUCGGUUGCGCAGGUAAUUGUGGACAUCCACGGUGCUGUCAUGCUGAAGGAACUGCUGCUCCAGUAUGAAGACAUGUUCGGUAAGGAUGCCACCGUGUUGCUGUGGUACGAAUCAUCCCUCGAUUUUAGCGAUUUCAUAAAACUGACACCGGCAGAUCGGGAGAAAUAUCUGCACGAUGCCAAACUCGGUUAUCUGCUAGAUUCCGGCAGCAAAGCACUGGACAUGCAAACGGUCGGUGCACAAAUCAAACAAUUCCUCCGCAGCAAUGCCAAGUUUAAGGAAAUCUUCGACUGGAUUACAAGUUAUGUCGGUCCGGAGCGGGUAACAUCCAACGAGUUCAUCCGCACCAUUACAAAGGCGGUAAUCGAGCACUGUAUCGACAACCGAACGAAACUGAAUCUGAGCGAAAUCCAGAAGUGGUACCAGAUUCUGCAAAAGUACAUCGACAGCAAGGCGGAUCGGGAACUGCAAGCUAUGUACGCCAUCCAGCGGCUGGUUGUGGAAUUGGAACAUCCGCAGAACCUGCUGCACACGAUACUGGAGCAGCUGUACGACUUUGAUGUGAUAAUGGAUGGCUUCGGCCUCUGGAAGGACUCGUCGGAUCCGCUCGAAGCGGAAGGCAAGGGGGUAUGUCUCAAGGGAAUUACGCAGUUCAUGACCAUGUACAUGGAGAAUCUGAGCGAUGAUGAAAACUGAUGCUGAUUUUUUUUUAAAAGCGAGGGGGAAAACGUGCGUAAAUAUUUGACUAUAUUGGAAACAUUAUAAUAAUGAUUAUACUACUAAUAAAUAAUUGAUAAAAAUAUAAUGAAUAAAUCUAACGUUAAGAUCAA